Molecule: messenger RNA, 1774 nt
Organism: Mangifera indica (mango)
Lineage: Eukaryota; Viridiplantae; Streptophyta; Magnoliopsida; Sapindales; Anacardiaceae
Product: adenylyl-sulfate kinase 3
Exons: 8
Coding region: 215-1081 (288 amino acids)
Biological process (GO): sulfate assimilation
Molecular function (GO): ATP binding; adenylylsulfate kinase activity
Source: RefSeq, a predicted model, not a curated record
GGCUUGCUCAUCCAAUCAAUCAAUCAUAAAUCAAACCUUUCUCUCUCAUAUUCAGCUUCCGGUCCAAUUCCAAACACCACCACAAGCCGCCUCAAAUUCAUCUACCAAAUAUUCUGUACACAAAAGAACAAUAACCAAUCCAUUUCCUCCAACGUACAACAGUCAAUUUGUUGUAAUAGGUAGAUUUCGUUGCGUCCGUACGUUGAUAGACUCUAUGGAUAUCGCUGCGGUUCAAGGAGUGCGAGCUUGGUGGCCCUCGAUUGGUGGACCUUGGCCGACGGAGCUUGAGUCUAGACCUGCGUCGAAGAAGGUAGGGUUUGCUAUGGCUACUCGGUUUGAUCGUGUUCGUUUUGUUAGAUUAAGGUCGGGGUCUUCGAAGCUGGUCCAGGCAAUGGAGGAGUCAACGGCAUCGGUGAUCAAUGAAUCCACUGCCAUUUCUGGUAACAAUCUAAAACAUAUAUCUACUGUUGGAAAGUCGACAAACAUCUUGUGGCACAAAUGUUCGGUGGAUAAAUUUGAUAGGCGAGAGUUACUUCAGCAGAAGGGAUGUGUUAUAUGGAUUACUGGUCUUAGCGGUUCAGGAAAAAGCACUUUGGCAUGUGCUUUGAGUCGCGGCUUGCACUCAAGAGGAAAGCUAACCUACAUUCUUGAUGGUGACAACUGUCGGCAUGGACUCAACCAUGACCUUACUUUUAAAGCAGAAGAUCGAGCUGAAAAUAUACGACGGAUUGGAGAGGUAGCAAAACUCUUUGCAGAUGCUGGUAUUAUUUGCAUUGCCAGUUUGAUCUCUCCUUACAGAAAAGACCGAGAUGCCUGUCGUGCACUAUUACCAGAAGGAGAAUUUAUUGAGGUGUUCAUGGAUGUCCCGCUCCAACUGUGUGAGUCGAGAGACCCCAAAGGCCUUUACAAGCUUGCACGAGCUGGAAAGAUCAAGGGUUUUACUGGGAUUGAUGAUCCAUAUGAACCGCCAUUGAACUCUGAGAUAGUACUACGACAGAAGGAAGAAAAUUGUACUUCUCCAUGUGAAAUGGCUGAAACCGUGAUAUCUUACUUGGAUGAGAAAGGGUACCUUCAAGCCUAAUUUUGUGGAAAAGGUAUGAGCAUCUGUAACAAUACUUUGAUCGAAGCCUCAGAUGAUGGAAACUGAUUCUUUCCUAAGGUAACAAAAUCGCUCCUGCAUUUGUACUUGAACCAUUUAUGUCUUCUUAAAGCUUCAUAGUGUAUCUUGUAAUUCAGCUACCAGAUGAUUAGGCUGAUCCAUGGGAUCGGGAAUAAAUUUGGAGUAAUACUGUUUGUACAAAUAAAUAAAUUUAUUUAUACGAACUGAGUUGAUUGUAUCUGACUAGUAGAUUUUAAAUUAAGAGAAAAAAUAAACAAUCACAACAUCUAAUAAGAAAUUGUCACGUUAAUUUGUAUAGAUAAGUUUGUACAGUUUGGUUGUACCAACUUGACUACGUGAUAUCUCUUCCACAAUAAGAUUUGUUUUAGUCUCUGGUUUGCAUUAAUGCUUGUACAUAAAGCUGUCUUUGGAUUUGUAGAGCGGUAUCAAAAUACCAGUGCUUGUACAUCAAACCUACGUGGACUCAGCUGGAAAUGACCCAAACGACCAAGUCCUUUCAUUUUUGUGUUUAUCGUUCAGGAAUAGAAAAUUGCUGUUAUCAAUGUAAGUGAAGCCCCGGUUAAUUCAAUAGUCUAGAGCUUUCAUUUCAUAUUUGCUUACUACGGUGCUUGUGAUUUUUAGCAUAUCUUCUGUUAUUUAAAUUUCUUUCAUCUC